AUGCAUGUGCCGGCAAGGAAGCAAAUCUCGCAGGUUCCGAAUAUGCACGAGUUAGCGCAGCUGGCGGCGAUGGUGCUUCAGGAGCGUUGCAGCCAACAACGUCACUUGGAGCGUGUCUGCGAUACACAUUUCCACAGCAGCCGGAUUCCGCAGAUAUCUGUGAUUGACUACGUUCGCCGUAUUGCCAAAUACUCUUGCUGCUCCCCAGAGUGCUUUGUGUUGAGCCUCAUUUACAUGGACCGGUAUUUGUAUACGACGAGAUUUCCACUGACGUUUCGUAAUGUUCAUCGGCUGAUGAUAACGGCGGUGCUGGUGAGUGCAAAGCUUAGAGAUGAUACUUACUAUACCAACACGUACUAUGCAAGCCUUGGUGGCAUCAGUACGGCGGAAUUGAACGGGUUAGAGCUUGAAUUUCUGAAGAUAAUUGACUGGACGACUUGGGUGGAGCCAAGUCAGUUUGAGGAAUACCGUUUAGGAUUACAAGCGCGUUAUUCGACUUCUCAACUGUCCCCUGUGGCGGCUGGGACCUCCGAAUACGGCACUAGUUCUGCGGGUGGAAAGCGGGGAACCCCACAGCGAUAA
Messenger RNA from Trypanosoma conorhini, 582 nucleotides. Its product is annotated as CYC2-like cyclin 6. Gene Ontology annotation, molecular function: protein kinase binding. Bases 1 to 582 code for a protein of 193 amino acids. Gene Ontology annotation, biological process: regulation of cyclin-dependent protein serine/threonine kinase activity. The transcript has a single exon. Lineage: Eukaryota; Euglenozoa; Kinetoplastea; Trypanosomatida; Trypanosomatidae. The record is from RefSeq and is a predicted model, not a curated record.